Microtus oregoni (creeping vole) is the source of this 1528-nucleotide messenger RNA. RefSeq names its product katanin catalytic subunit A1 like 2 (gene Katnal2). Bases 16 to 1416 code for a protein of 466 amino acids. Gene Ontology annotation, molecular function: ATP binding; ATP hydrolysis activity. The transcript has 14 exons. The record is from RefSeq and is a predicted model, not a curated record. Lineage: Eukaryota; Metazoa; Chordata; Mammalia; Rodentia; Cricetidae.
CUAGAAACAAUUUUGAUGGAAUAUGAGAGCUAUUAUUUUGUAAAGUUCCAGAAGUACCCCAAAAUGGUUAAGAAGGCGCCAGAGACAGCAGAAAAUAAUUUACCACCAAGAAGCGGAGGGAAGAACAACAGAAGGGUGACAAAUGACAAUUGUCAAAAUUUCCCCAAGAUCUGUCAGCAGAAGCCACGACCCAAAACCUCAAUAUUGAAGACAGGGGACACCAAAUCUGUCAAGGACCAUUCUAAACAGGAGAAUGUCAGUAAUGCUCAAGUAGAGAAUGCUGACUUUGGCCUAAACAUAUCAAAAAUCCAGAAGAAUGGCACAGAGGAAAAGGCCCAUCCACAAAGAGGCCAAAUCAUUGACUUCCGGGGGCUGCUCACAGAUGCUAUCAAAGGAGCCACCAACGAACUCGCCUUGAACACUUUUGAAUGUAACCCAGACCCUUCGGAGCGGCUGCUGAAACCUCUGAGUGCAUUUAUUGGCAUGAACAGUGAGAUGCGAGAACUGGCAGCCGUGGUGAGCCGGGACAUUUAUCUCCAUAACCCCAACAUAAAGUGGAACGAUAUUAUUGGACUGGACACGGCCAAGCAGUUAGUCAAAGAAGCCGUUGUGUACCCAAUAAGGUACCCACAGCUGUUUACAGGCAUCCUGUCCCCUUGGAAAGGUCUGCUGCUUUACGGCCCUCCAGGUACAGGAAAGACACUGCUGGCCAAAGCCGUGGCCACCGAGUGCAAAACGACUUUCUUUAACAUUUCUGCCUCCACCAUUGUCAGCAAGUGGAGAGGAGAUUCAGAAAAACUUGUCCGGGUGCUGUUUGAACUUGCCCGCUAUCAUGCCCCCUCCACGAUCUUCCUGGACGAGCUGGAGUCUGUGAUAAGUCAGAGAGGCAUGACUCCUGGGGGAGAACACGAAGGGAGCCUCAGAAUGAAGACGGAGCUCCUGGUGCAGAUGGACGGGUUGGCCCGCUCGGAGGAUCUCGUGUUUGUCUUAGCAGCGUCUAACCUGCCGUGGGAGCUGGACUGUGCCAUGUUACGGCGCCUGGAGAAGAGGAUUCUGGUUGAUCUCCCCAGCCAAGAGGCCAGACAGGCCAUGAUCUGCCACUGGCUGCCCCCUGUGAGCAAGAGCCAUGCCCUGGAGCUGCGCACAGAGCUGGAGUACAGCGUGCUGAGUCAGGAGACGGAGGGCUACUCAGGCUCCGACAUUAAGCUGGUCUGCAGGGAGGCAGCCAUGCGGCCCGUGAGAAAGAUCUUCAGUGUGCUUGAAAGUCACCAGUCAGAGAGCAGCAAUUUCCCUGUGAUCCAGCUGGAUACCGUGACCACGGAGGACUUUUUGGAUGUGUUGGCUCACACCAAGCCUUCAGCAAAGAAUCUGACUGAGAGAUACUUGGCCUGGCAAAAGGAGUUUGAGUCUGUGUAAAUAAAACUGCACUCAGCCUGCCCUGGCCAGAGGCAGCGAGAGCCUCCACUGCGUGACUGGGCUGGAAGGGAGGAGAUUUUUCUUGAACUCUGGAUGAAUCUGGACAAAUGUG